AUGGAAAACGACGACAUGCUGGGCUCUUCUCCAGUCCAGCAGAGCAAGAGGCGAAGAACGGAUGACCCGGCAGCACCCGUCUCGCCGGAGGGCAAGUUAGCAGCUUCUGCAGAUGAGAGCGAAGACACUGAGAGCGAAGAGGAGCUCGAAGAGGACACCCCAUACGGCGAAAGAAUCGAGGACCUUAGAAACCUUCUACAUGAUGUCACCACGCUGGUUCCGCAGAAACGCAUGCAGGAGUUUGCACAACUUCGCAACAGAUGCCAAGAGGUAGAGCAGGUCAUGAGGAAGAAGAAGGUAUGCUUGUUCGGAGCGAAUGGGAAUGGAAAGAGCUACUUGAUCAACAUGUGGCUUAUGUUGACCUCCUGCCUGUCUGCGGAAUAUCAGCAGGGAAACGAGGAAAGCUCGGGCGCAAAGAAAGAAACGGCUGAGGAUGAUGACAAGAAUGAAAGACGGGUGAAGACUUACAGCAACACGUCGAGCCCCUUAAACGAUAUAGACCUCGUCAUUGAAAAGUACACCCGAUGUACUCCGCUUUUCAGGAAGCAGGAAAAGAAUCAGGAAACUUUUGGCAAUCAGCUGCCGUCGCACUUGCUUCCAAGCAAGAACUUGGGCUCCAGUCUAACACCAUGUGCAAUCAAUCUGGUGUACUCGAGGCGUUACUACAUGGAGGUGGAGUAUCUCAGCAAGGAAGAGCUUCUGGAAGAUGCAGGCCCGUGGAUCUCAUGUCAGCGAGGAGGAAACUCGUACAAGAAGAAAUUUCGAGAGAUGCGGUCUCGCUACGAUGCUGUAGUGGCAGACGAGUUCAAGACCGUCGAUGAAAAGAUUCCCGAUAACGUCACGAGCACCGACGAUAUCCGGAUCAAGCCCGGGCUUGAGAAGGUUGCUGGAAAUCGCUACCGCUUCAAAGGAAAUGGAAAGGAUCUCCACAACGACCGACAGUUCAUCCGAGACAAGCUAGACAAGCUUCUUGAACAAGAAAUCUUCAAGACAGGCGUAAAGUCGGAGAAGAUUGGUGUGCCGAGUACGAUUCUACAGCAGGUAGAUCAGAUCACAGAUUGCCCAGGAACCAAUGAGCUACAAGAGCUGCCGCGGGUGGAGCAGCAUGACGUGAUCGUGAUACUGGAGAAGAGGUCGCUGGACUCGAGCUGUAGUAGCAUCGAGUUUCUCAAGAGCACCGACUUCAUUAGAAACAUGAUCAAGCACGGACAAAGUCACCAAAUGGUUGUUUUCUUGUGCAUUGAAAACAGCAGCGAUAUGAUUGACCAUUACUACAACAUCAUCAAGGGGAAUGGGCAAAACAUUCAACAGAUGCAUGAUGAUAUGAUUAAGAAAAGCUCCAAGUACAUGUACGAGACAUUGUUUGAGUGCUGUAUGGAGGAAGGAAUGGAUCAUAACGAGGCCAUCAGCCGGGCGAAAGAGAUCAAUGCCUCCAUCAUCUAUUCGGUCAUCUAUCCGUCCUUGUACACUGCCAUUGAGUUUGACAAGGCAUGGCGGGAGGAGCAUGCUCAAGAUCUCCCUCGUAUCCUCUCGACCAUCGACUGCUACACAAUGUUGGGAGUGUUUCGGAGAUUGCCUGCUCAGGUUCUUUCGAACGUUGCCCCCGAGUUCUAUCGAGACAUUGAAACAUUCAUCGAGCGGAUCACGCAGGAAGGAGAGCUGACUCGGGAGCAGAUGAAACCGCUGAAAGCCACCGAGUCCAUGAUUGAGGCAGCUGAGGAGUUUAGGAGCAUGUUCAAGAUCAACAGGAAAACGGAGACCAGAGUGAAAGCGAAGAUGGAGGCUCCCUAUGACGCGCUGGAUACUUAUCUUGAUUUGUGUCACGAGAAACUUGAAAAGUGCGUGAAGAAGUUUGUUGAGCUCGAUGGGAACGAGACGGUGCAGCAAGCCUUCGUUGAGUGGUUACAAGGCUUGAUUCAAGAAACUCAAAUCACCAAAGAAAACAAGGCAUGGAUGUCGAGCAAGUGGGUGGGCAGGGGUGACGAAUGCUCCUUCUAUGUCGCGGUGUCGCGUUGGUGGGCUGACAAGUUGAAGUAUGAUGAGCUUGAGGAUGUGCUAAGGCAGUUCCUAUCGGAGUUAAUGAGAUUUCUUCCCGGAAACAAGAAGUCGACGAACUAUGAGCUUCUGCUAAACAAGUACAUCAACACGAGGCUUCAAGAGAAUCAGUUUGAAACGGCAAAGGAUAGCUUCUUCCUUACAGGAAAGUCUGCCCUUCAUCUCAGCCAGAGCAACUUCGAGACCAGAAUCUUGAGAGAAGCUCAGCUUCAGGCAAUCAAGGCUUAUCUCAAGCGCCAUGAGAAAGACGCUAACCGAUUGAAAAUUGACGCCUACAAGAGAAAGCUUCAAGAAGGGGCUUCGACGCUGUGCACUGAUUUUGUUGACGCCUGCAAGAGCUUGCUCUGGAGGAAAGCAGAGUUCGCGUACAAGAUCUUUGCCAACCGGUUGACGACGAUCAACAAGAGCCUCAAUCCGAAGUUUUCCCUUGUCAUCGCUUGUUACGACUUCGCCGACUACGUGCUGGAGGAGUCAGAGAAGACCCGACCCUUCGAGGGCAAAAGCGGUGUUGAUGACGUGGCAGCCAUCUUGUCUCGGAUCAAGAAAUGCAUCCCUCAGCAGAGCACUGACCUCUACGUCGAGGUGGUGAACAAGGAGGUGGCAGAGUCGAUCACGAGGAAGAGGCUGCACAGGGAGCUUGACAGCUUGCAGCGCGAGCACGGGGAUCUGCUGCUGGGACCGAGCUUGAAGCCUCACAACAUGAGACACAUGAAGCGAGACGAGUGGAAAACAAGCGAGGUCAGCCUUCCUCUCAACAUCGACCCGAGUCAGGUGGAGUCGCUGCUUCACACGCUUGACAAGAUGAGGCUCAAGAUCUGGCCGAGCACGGAGGAAGUCAAGCCAGGAGCCAACGAGAGGAUGUGCCUGUUUAAGGCCAUCGCACUCAACAGGUGGGAUGCGGAGCAGAACCUGAAGGAGAUGAUGGCGCAGCUGAGAAUCGCCUUCUGCUUGCAGCUGAAGCGAUGCAACGAGACAGCUCAAGACCGAGCGACUUUCGCCGAGCGAUACAGCCACGUCAUCCCCCCCGGCACAGACUGGAAGAGGGACUGGAAGUCCUACCUCAACAAUGCGGAGAGGGAGGAUUGGCCGGGAGACUUACUGUGCCUGGCCGUGAUCUCGGAGCGGUUGUUUCCUCAGCCUCUCAACGCCGUCGUGUGGGGCUCGGGCAUGUCGCAGCCGAUGCAGAUCAACGAGGAGAAGAAUUUCUACUGCUAUGCCAUCCUUUCAGAGACAGACAACUGGUACGACUUCAGGAUAGUGAGAUCGAAGAGCAGAAUUGUGGAGGAGGAGGAGGCUCUAGCAAGUGAGCGCAGUCUCAGGAUGCGAGUCCGGUCAGUGGUCAUGUUAGUGACUUACAAGAUGCUUGACGAGAUUGGGGGAAAGUUCGAAGAGCUUUGCGAUAGAGCGAUGGGCUGCAAGGUCAAGAUCUACGUCCCCAAACCUGUUUUCGACAAGAUCACGGGGACGUCGAAGCUCUCGAAAGGCAUGAACAAGAUUGAGCGUUACAUCGCCUGCCAGAUCCACAACCCCAUGUUCAUGCUCGAGUCCAGGGACGAUGCUCGUGCGAUGCAAGGCCUCGAUAACAACAAGAUGGACCAGAUUGUCGUUUGCGCCAAGUCUCUGCAGAACAAGAAGUCGAACCUUGUUGUGGUCGUGGCUCUAGAGAAGGAGGCUGCCUAUAUGCAGUGCAUGCAGCUGGGGAUACCGGUCUUCACUCCUGGGUUUGGGACACCAGUCGAGCAAAGCUUUCCGGCUGCUGGUAUGAUGGAUAUACUGGAGAAGUUGGCGACGAGGAGGCACAAGGACCCCGCGUCGUUUUUUGAGGAGGAGUGGAGGAAAAAGCGUGGGAUUGUCCAGACAGAACCGUAG
Messenger RNA from Guillardia theta CCMP2712, 3924 nucleotides. RefSeq lists its product as hypothetical. Lineage: Eukaryota; Cryptophyceae; Pyrenomonadales; Geminigeraceae. The record is from RefSeq and is a predicted model, not a curated record. The transcript is spliced from 4 exons. Bases 1 to 3924 code for a protein of 1307 amino acids.